This is a messenger RNA of Cotesia congregata, 1281 nucleotides long. NCBI's taxonomy places the organism in Eukaryota, Metazoa, Arthropoda, Insecta, Hymenoptera, Braconidae. The record is from the annotation of a GenBank genome assembly.
AUGAAUUCUAUAAUAUUUGGAUUGUUAGUCGCCAUUUUGUCGGUUAACUCUGCAUUUUCGCAAGGAGUUAAAUUAAAAUUGCUGAAUCUAAAAAUGGAUGUCCCAUCAAGUCCGUAUUUCGAAAACUGGUCAGGUGAAAUAGUUAAUGACAAUACUUUGUCAUUAAAAACUCCAGUGAAGAAGGACCUUCCUGAGGAUAUGAGGUUAUCAGCUAUCAUCGAAUUCGACGGAAACGUUGUUGGAGAUACUGAUAUGACUGUUUGCGAGGCAUUUGAUGAUGAAACAAUCGGUAAAGAUCUUUUGGCCAAAGGAAUUCCCGAUGGCAAAUUCCCUAAAAAUUGUCCCGUUAAAGCAGGAAACGAUCUUGAAAUAAGCAAAUAUGUAAUUGAAAAAGAAAAAGUUCCUGACAGCGCUCCGGACGGUCCUUUCAAAGUUGAUGUUACUAUCUACAUGCCAGACCAGGAUCCUAUUGUUAAAAUCCAUGUCGAUGGAGAAAUCAGUCAUGAUCUGCAAGAUAAGCUAGAAAAUAAAUAUAUAAACUCCCGAGAAGCAUCUGUUAAUAUUAUAAUCAGCUUACGUGUCAAGAAAAUGAAGCUGCAGUCAAUUUUGGUCUUGUCGGCCAUUUUGUCGACGAACUUAGUCCUGGGUAAUGACCCCAUGGCAAAAAUAAAAGUGGAUAAAAUAAUUGUAAACUCAUUACCAAACCCGUAUUAUGAUAAAUGGACAGCAGAAUUUUAUAGUCCCGGUGACAUAAUUUCUGCUAAAUUACCGCUGAAGAAAGAUCUACCAGAAACAAUCAUGCCUACGGCGCAGUUUAAAUUUAACGUUAUUACGGUCAAGACUGUAGCAGGCAAUCCGUACUUUGAUGAGAUGACUGCUAAGAUAGACAGCCCUGACACAGUCAGUUUUAAAACACCUGUGAAGAAAGAUUUGCCGGAUAAUAUAAUGCUAACAGCUGUAGCUCAAUUUGCCGGAGCUCCUCUAGGAGAUUUUGAAGUAUCACUUUGCGAGGCAUUCGAAAACGAUCCCCACGGAAAAGAAUUCUCGUCACAUGGACUCCCUAAGGGAGUUUUUCCCGAGUUGUGUCCAGUAAAAGCUGGUAGCGACUAUGAAUUAAGCAAGAUCAAGGUUGAGAAUGACCAAAUACCUCCCGGAUUCCCGGAUGGCGAUGUUGUCCUUGAUAUAACCUUAUUUGAACCUGGAAACGAUCCGUAUGUUACAGUUCAUAUUGAAGGAGCUUUGAGUCACUCAGUACCUGGAGUACCCGGAAUUGGACGUUAA